Messenger RNA from Syngnathus typhle (broad-nosed pipefish), 12940 nucleotides. It is a transcript of the gene cnr1, whose product is annotated as cannabinoid receptor 1. The transcript has 4 exons. Lineage: Eukaryota; Metazoa; Chordata; Actinopteri; Syngnathiformes; Syngnathidae. The coding region runs from base 9722 to 11119 and encodes 465 amino acids. Gene Ontology annotation, biological process: G protein-coupled receptor signaling pathway. The record is from RefSeq and is a predicted model, not a curated record. Gene Ontology annotation, molecular function: cannabinoid receptor activity. Gene Ontology annotation, cellular component: membrane.
GGGGUUGUCUUCUUCACCUACUGAUAUAUUCCGCUGAGUGAAGACGAUGGCCACUCUUUAUUCCUUCCGCCUUCCUUAUCCAGAUCCCCAAAGUACCGUAUUUUCCAGACUAUAAGGGGCAUGGGACUAUAAGGCGCACCUUCAAUGAAUGGCCCAUUUGAAAACUUUGUCCUUAUAUAAGGCGCACCGGACUAUAAAGCACACCAUUAAUGCAUCAUGUCAGAUUUUUAAUCCAAAUCAAAUCAAUUCUCCAUUUUAUCUUUUUUAGUUCAACUUCAGAUGCAACAAAUAACUUUAUAAUCAUGAAAUAAUGAUCCAUCGUCUUUUUGAUUCAUGAUUCAUAGGCUUCAGCGGGCCACUUAUGAUUGAUUUCAUGACACAUUGCUUCGGGCCAGUUUAGGAAUUUGGUCCAUAUAUACGGCGCACCGGGCUAUAAGGCGGCUUUUGAGAACAUUUUUGGUUUUUAGGUGCACCUUAUAGUCCGGAAAAUACGGUAGCUCAUGCGCUGUCACCCAGAGAGCUGAUUUACUUGUCAGCGCUCAACUCUGUCUUAACAAGAAGUGAUGAAGGAGGCUACCUGAUGUAGUCAAUACAAUUACCUCGAAUAUUUCUAUUUGCAUGUAAAGAAAAAAGAUGCAGAAACGCGUAGGUCUGAAAUCUGCGUCUCCGGCACAGAUGUUAUUCUCAGUCUUUUUCGGGGAGCAGAAUGUGUGUUUAUUUUGAGACGGAGGCUGACGCAGUUGGGUUUAGUCACGCCGUGUGCAGGAUGGAGUGAAUGGAAGUCAUUGGAGUGGAGGCUGGAACAAAUCAAGUGUGCAUGUCUUUUAAGGCCCUGCCACAGGCGACUGUUGUUGUAAUAGCGGGGAUGGAUGAGAUGCACUCGCGAGGUGGCCCGACCCCUUCCGGGCUGCACUUGGAACUUAGCUGACUCUCAUCACCUUCACCUUUUUUUGCAUCACUGGGAAUAUCCUUAGCAUUAAUAAUGCCAAAUAGUUUCUCAGGCGAUGGCUGUGAACUUGGAAACACAACCGGGCGAGCGCAGGUGGCACCGGCGACAUUAUGAGACUCGGCGUUCUCUCUCGGUUAGGGCGCCGCAACCCGCGAAGCACAUAUUAAAUCAUCUUUCUUAAUCUACAAUGAGGUAUUUAUAUGUUGUCGGUCAGGGAAGAUCAUUGGUCGUCAUUGCUCCGUAAACUAGAACAUUGUGUCCUUUAUCAGGUAGCUUGUAAUAACAACGUUUGAUGCGAUUAUUAAUACGCUUAGAUUGGAAAUUUAAUUGCACACAUUUUUUCCAGGUUUUAUUCAGGGAGUCAGGGCACCACUAAUCUAUUAUCACAUAUUGCUUGAGGGAAAAGGUGAUAACGCCACUGAUGUCUUCGUGGAGGGGGAGGAGGUGGGCAAUUAGGAGGUGGUGGUUUGUGGUUUGUCUCCAUCAUUUGCCGCAUUGUUUCCAUGGAUAUGUUAAUGCACAUUUGGACUCACAGCUUUUGACAACAACACGACACGUAUUAUAUUAGGUCUUGAGCCACUGAGUCCCAAGUACCAUGGCGCACAACUGUGUAAUUUAUAAAUAAACAUUUGAUGGCGCUGAGUUUGAUCUUGGAAGAAAUGAACGCAAUAUGUUGAAAUUAGAACAAAUUGUUAUUGUGUGUGUGUAUUCUGGAGAAUGUUAAUUUGUUAGAAAGAGCAAAAAUGAAUUUUUUUUAAAGUUAUUAAAUAAAUAAAUAAAUAAAUUUAAAAAAUAUAUAUAUAGGAGAGAUAUUUUUAAUCAAGCUAAAACAGUCUAUUAACGCAAGAAAGACAUCUUCAAACGUUUAAUUUCACAGUGGCUGCACAGCAGUAAAAAUUGCAAUUUUCAUUUUUGAUAGACCUCCGAUUUGUAGCUGUGGGCUUUUGCUUCUAUUAAUUAUGACUUCAUACAUGUCAAAGUAAUUGAGGAAAUGGCCACAAAAGCAAUCGCUGGACUAAAUUGAUUGUAAACAACUCACAAAGUAAACGGCAUAUUUUUGGAGAACAAAAGUGGGAAGUCAUUUAUUGCCAACUCCCCCCCAACAAUAGGUUUUGUAUGGAACUAUGGUUCUUACACGCACUCAAGUUAAUAGAGUAAAGAAAAAGGUUGAAUAGCAUUUUGCUUUUUCCACUCUUUCCAUCUCCGCUUGCAGGAUGCUAACAAAAUUGCUUCGCACCAAAUUUGAAGGUGGACGUGCAACAAAUUUUGAUUUAAGGGUGAUGACGUAAAGUGCCUGUGUGUUAUUUUCUUCAGACUAACAUAAAACAUUCAAAUUAAAUAGCAAAUAUGCUGAAUUUGUUUUGUUAUAUGAAUAUCUUAAUUAUUUAAAUAACGAUGGUAACUACAAUUUUUAAUACUGGUGGACAAUCUCAUAUUAUGUUGUCCAGGCUAGCUUUUUGUUUUGUUGACUACCUCCGGCUAUGACUGCAUAUUUACAACUGUUAAUUUGUAGUUACUGCAGGAGCUUAAAAGUCAAUUAAAUUACAUCUGGGGGCCUUUAAGGCAACGUAAAAUGUAAUUAUUGCUUUUAAGAUGGCAAUCUGCAGUCACUCAAGUAAAGAGGAUUUCACUUCAUUGGAUUUCGGUGAUGAAAGGAGACAUUUAUGUUUUUAUGAGGUAAAGUGAGGUAAAGCUUCAAGAAAAUGAAGUGGACUUUCCUUGGAAAGCAUCACCAGGAUUUUCUUGAGUGUUUCGUAUAACAGCGGCAUCUUUGGGAAGCCAUGUCGAUAUCAAUUUUAUAAUUCAGACUGUUCGAAUCUCUUACUGUCCGUCAUCCGAAAAAGACCAACUUCUCUUUGCUAAAAGAAAAUAUUCUAGCUGUUUAUGUCCCAUUUUAUAUGACAUUUACUGUACUGAGUUUCAUCACUAUGUCCGGGAGGGCAACAAUAACUGCCGUGCAUGUCCUACAAUGGACACAAGUUUGACACCACAGUGUUAAAAUCAAAUACACUGAGACCUCAAAGGUCAAAAGCAAUCCGUUCGACAACACUGCUGACCUCUCAUUUUCAAAUACAAUUUCCCCCCAAAUAAAUAACAGAAACAGUCACCAUUAUAGAACUGUACUGGCAGUGUUUCCCCCCCCCCCCUAGAAUUCCUUAAUGUACACAAAGGAUAAAUUACAGCACACUAUAGCAUUCACUUAUCACACUGGUUGAAAUCAGUCUGGAUUUUUUAGGCAAAUGCAGUUUACAAUUUGUUUUUUAAGCAAUGAGCAACAAUUUGUACUUGUAUGGGGUGUGUGGUGAUAUACUGAAGAAAAAAAAAAUCUGUUGCUAAUUAGUAAACGUGGUUUUACACCUCAACAUUUGCAAUUAUUAGCCCGCUGCCGCUAGUAAUUAUUCCAUUUGCCAUCAUGUGAAGGUUACAGAUGAAAACAUGAAGAGCAAACAUUUGUUUUUUUUGCUCAGUUGAUUGCUUGCAGAAAAUAACCCUGUGAGAUUUGUAGUGAAGUCUUCAAACAUGCAGGUCAAGCAUUUGAGGACACACCAUGAAAAAUACAUUUUGUUCAUCCUCUUGGCAAUGUGCAUCAGGGAAAAUAAGCAGCUUUUUAGAUGCCAGUCAUGCCUGUUAAGCCAUAUCUGAUUUUGGAUUGGGGAAGGAACAUUUCACACUAAACCUUAUUUUUUUUUAAAUGUAGAACCUUUUGUUGUUCACAAUAUAGUUUGUAAAAAAUGUAGGCUUUACAUCACACAUGUCAUUAUGGUUGGAAUACACAGUAAAGUAAGUUAAUUUUUUUUUUUUUCCUCUUGCCAACAAUAAUUGUCCCUGCAGGUAAUGAAGCUUGAAGUCUGGAAUCACCUAAAAUUGGUCAUCAACACCUGCAGACUAUAAAAAAAAAAAAAAAAUUUCUAGUAAAAUCUGUUCUGACAACAACAAAAAAACUAAUCUAUUUCUGUCAUUAAAUUGUUGUUUUUCUACAUCCCCGGAAAUGUAUUCUAAACAAGAAAUCUUCACAUUCAACUCAGCAGUCAUGCUCACAAGCGGAACAAAUGCUCCGGCACUAAAAUGUGUUGUGAAAUUGCAAAACAAAUCGCAAAUGGACACAUUUUUAAAUUAGGAUUCGAAUGGUCUAAGCUCUCUUUGACAAUUGGACAGAAGGUUGAUUUCUCUCAUCCUGUAUGCAUGGGUGUCAAAGUGCUGUUCGUCAAAUUGACUAUCUACACUCAAGGUCAGGUUUGACGGCUCGGUCCGAAUGUAAAAAUCACCCCCCCCCCCCAACCCCUUUUAGUGAAAAUGUUUCUCAUUCAUGGCAGUAAUUUGCCUUCUUUGUCAUUACAACCCAUUAGAGAUAAUAGAACAUCUAAAAAGGGGCACAUCAUGGCUGAGAGAACACGAGCGCCAACAUCCUGUUUUGUAUUUCAAUGGGUCUCAUAUCAAACCAGAAUUCAGAUUGGCUGAUGGUUUUUGAACCAAAACUGACCCCUAGCUAUCAGUAAAGGUUUUAAACAUCAUUCGAAAAUCAGUAAAACCUAUUGCGAAAUAACCAAGCUGCAGAAUGAAGAUUGAAUAUGUGACAAAAGUUAAAUCCAUGCCAUAAUAGUGUGAGAUCCCCCAAAAUAUUCUCAGCUCAAUAUUUAAAGGGCAGAUUUAUUAAUACUUUCUUCAAAUUCAGAUGAUAUUUUUGCCAUUAAAAGGAAAUGCUAAAUUCUAAAUGGCAAACCGUUUUUGAUUUCUUUUCCAAUGUCACUUGCCGGUCCACUCAAAGCGCCGUUAAUGUCACAGCAGAACUUUUUUUUUUUUUUUUUUUUGAACAGGUUCAUGCUGUUCCCCUCUACGGGAAUGCUUUUGAUUUCUGUCAGGCAGACCUCUCCGCGGCUUCCAGACACACUAAUGACACGGCCUGGAGUCAUCGGCGGGCUCUUUGGUACACGACGGUGAGCUGAGAAAUGCCGGGCUUCAUUUAGCCCUAAGCGUUUUGCCUUUUACUUUUUUUUUUCUAGGCCUUUUUUAUUGAUUGCGGCAGUUUUGAAAAAGAUAAAAAUAGAUUAUCCCCCCGCCAUUCCCCCAAAAAUUUAAUAUGUAGUUGCUGCAUAGGGACAAUUCAGUAGGCUAUCAUACAAAGCUCAUUUUUCCUCCAUAUUAUUUUAAAAUAACCUGGACAAAUAAUUUAAGAGAGAGUAUGGUGCCCUGAGCAGGGUUAUACAUUUUUGAUUUUUUGAUUAUACAUUUUUUAUGAUAGGGCAAUAUGUUCUCUCAUUUAUUUAUUUAUUUUUUUAAAUGCCUUUUUGUUUUUAUUUUCUUUCAUUGACAAAACAGUUUAUCCAAUUUUUGUUAUUUCGUAUCUAGUAUCUAGUAUCUAGUUAUUAACUACGAUAACCUUGGACACCAAUAUUGGGGUUCCGGAAAGAGAUGCCCUCCAUGGCCAGACGUGAGUUGAGCGCAUUACGUAAGCUUUGUGGUGGGAAGAACCUAAGAGGGAACAACAUUAAGUGGAGUGAGACUGUGAAUGUCCUCCAGCAGGUCAUUUUUCGAGACAAAUGGUCAAACAUGACAAGCAAAAUGAACCUAAAUCAACUCAUCUGUCAUCUAUCACUCGAAAAUGUCUGGCCUCAGUUUAUAAUGUCGGACAAUUUUGGCUCCAAGACAUGAUCUCUAAUCGGCUUGAAUGCAAAAAAAAAAGAAAAAAAAAAUAUGGACCCCGGCUUGUUCUUUGUAAUGAUUAUGGACAAAACGCUGCAUACGGCACCAGGAUGGAAUAUUUUAACAUUUUGCUUAAUUUCCCAAUGAAUAAUGCAUGGCUCUUUGUACUAAAGGUCAGGCAUAUGCCACGAGUUCAUGCUUGGUUAAAAAUCUAUACUACUUUUUAUCCAAAGCCUGCUCAGCCUAUAAUUAUGAAUUUGAACUUUUCCCAAUACAUAUUUAAACUUUUGCGCACGUUGCCACCAUUUGCAGUAUAGUCCAAUGUGUUUGAAUUAAGGACGGGAGUAUUCAUUUGUGUUUAUUUUCCACUUUCCUUCUGUCCAUUAAACAAGAGAAAAUACCGUAUUUUCCGGACUAUAAGGCGCACCGGACUAUAAGGCGCACCUUCAAUGAAUGGCCCAUUUUAAUCCAAAUCAAAUCAUUCUCCAUUUUAUCUUUUUAUUUCAACUUCAGACGCAACAAAUUACUUUAUAAUCACAAAAUAAGGAUCUUUUUGAUUCAUGAUUCAUAGGCUUCAGCAGGUCCAUAUAUAAGGCGCACCGGACUAUAAGGCACUAUAAGGCCUUUGAGAAAAUUUGAGGUUUUUAGAUGCGCCUUAUAGUCCGGGAAAUACGGUAAUAGAAAAUAAUUAAUUGCAUAGUUCAUGAUUAAAUUAGUCGACUGUAAAUGCUGUACAUCUUGAACGAAUUGUUUGUUGGUGAUGUAUUAAUGCUACUGGUCUAUUCAUGUCCAUCCAAACUCUUAAGGCUAAUCUGAAUCUCUCGCGUUUGAAAAUGUUCAAUGUAGGUAGCAAAGAGCAUUUUUCUUUUCCAUGUAAUCUUUCCUGAUGCGGUAACCCCCCCCCCCCUUUGUUUUGCAUUUACUGUGCACAAAUAAGCACCCUUCAACAUGCCGCCUUGUCAAUUUCGUCACACCUCCUCCUCAACCAUCAAAAGUUUCCAUGCAUACAUUAAGGCAAGAUGUGGAAAAUGACAGCCUUUCCACCCUUUUUUCAGCUUGUCUACCACCUAAUUUCCAACAACCUGUAUUAUAAAUGAUGUGGUUGCGCAAGUGUGCACACCCUCUUAUAAACGCCAACACAAUCACAUUUCAACUCAUGUUAAAUGGGAGUCAGCAUAUACCUGCUCGAAUUUAACGGACCUCUGAUUAACCCCAAAUCAAUUUGUCUUCUAUUCCUGACAUUUUUUGGAUUUUGGUCCAAUUUCUUAAAGUCACACAAUCCUGGGAUUUCCUGGGGUGUGUAGACUUUAUAUACCCGGCCGGCUCCACUUGGAUCAAUCAAAAUACCGUAUUUUCCGCACUAUUAGGUGCACCGGAUUAUCAGGCGCACCUUCAAUGAAUAGCCCUUACUACUUGCAUGUCAACUGACCCACCUUACGUCCCAUAUUUCUUCAUAAAGGUACCAUAUUCUGUCUCAUGUACAUUAGACAGUGAAAUGUGUUCUCCAUCCCUGAGGAACAAUGGCAAGUCGCCCUGGAUUGAUUUCGAUCUUGUGUGCUUUAGGCAACGAAAGCAACUGGAAAUUAAUCAUGUACUGUAUAUUUUUAGCUGUAGGAGGAAACUGGAGCAAGACCCACAAAUACAUGGGAAAACACGCACGACAACUUCCUUGCUGGGAAGCACUUUGGUUAACCACCGUUUUCAUAGGAAAGCUUCUCCUAACUUACCUGUUUAUCAACAUCGACCCAAUUCCUAGUCACUGAUUUCAUUUCCCCAUUUGUUCAUUCGAUUAGAUACUUGCAGAGGGAGUUGCCGUAAUUACAAACUAUUAUCAAUUAAAAGGGAAAUGUCAACUUUGUUAACCACUAUCGGUCUGAAUAAUAAUAACUUCACGAUUGCAAUCGUGUUUCUUUCGGCCAUUUGAAUUAGAAAAACAAUUUUGUGAUGAAAGAGAAGCCCAGCUGAAAUAUUAAAGGGAAGCCACAUCUAUUAUAAGAGUGAAGUUUAAGGAAACUUAACUUAAGAGAGAAUGGUAAACAGUUGAGGGAAGUGACAUGAAUCACAAUUAGUUGCAUCAGAGCUUUAAAGUUGAGCUGCUGUGUUCACCUGGAGUCUGCUUUGCACGCAGAACAGAGGUAAAAUUCUCCAAGCAGACAUUAGUAUGCACUUUGCAUCUAGACGCCCCGAUGUAAUGGACAAAAGGAACACUUCUGCAUUUUUUUUUUUUUUUUUGAUGAGAUGCAGAGGAGGGUGAGACUUUAAUUGCUGUUCACGGGGAUCUGGGACAGCACAGCAAAAACAGUCCCAGUCACAUGAUUUAAAAAAAAUAAUAAUAAUGAGACUAGAGAAAAUACAUUUUGGGCUUAAACUAACGCUGAAUUUUUAGUCAUUGGAAGUUAUAUCGAAAAAAAAUCAAUCAAUGUAGAGAGCACAGACUGUCAUUGAUGGGCCUGUCUGUCUUUAUUUAAAGCCACCCAAAUGUGUGAAUGUACAAGUACAGCGUGUGAAUGUUCUAGUAUGUAACACAUUGCGCAAAAUGCACAAAUCCACGUCUGCCCAUUAUUUUUACAUUGCAGCGGGAAAUCUCUCUCGCUCCGGCCCAAGUGCAUAUAUGUGCGUUUAUAUCGAUCUAUCUAUUUCCAUUGUCCCUUCUCAAUAUAAGUGACUCCUCCUGCAGACUUAGACUAGACUGGCAAUGCGGCUUUAAUAAGCGGUGGCUUUGUUUAUGAGGGUCUCCUGACUGUGAAGCUCAGAUCCCCGUGACCAUGUACGACGACGAGGAGGCCUGCUAUUAGGCAGGAAGCCGUAGCACCACUUAUUGGAAGUAGAUGUUGUUACCAUGACGCCAGAGCUUCAGAAGUGUUAAGCGGAGCAGAUGUUAACUGUUUUCCACACCUUUUUUUCCUUUUGAACGCCGUGUCCUCGCCUCGGUCGUCAUCUUGCCUGAACCUCCCAGUCAUCGGCGUUUACCGAUGCGGAUUCGGCUUCCUCGUACCUAUUCGCAUCUCCUUGGGAUAAUCGGCUGAGAACAUUUUGUUAUUAUUUGCCGCCUUCUUCCUCUGUUGUCAAAUCCUUCCCUGUGGAUGAAAUGAUGACGUUCUGCUUUUGUUUGCGCUCAACCUUGCCUGUGUCAUUUAGAUCCCCUCCGUAGUUGUCAUGCCAACGGCAUAUCUGAGGCCGUCGUGCCGAUUCGACGGAGGGUUGGGAACGGUUGCACUUCACAGACGGGCAGGUACGCACGCGCAGCCGCUCGGUCCGCGCGUUGUCGUCUUUUGGCAAGAUUUGCUAACGACAGAUUGCAAAGAGAUGCUCAAAUUAUGUAUCGAGAGCGGAAUGACUGACAAACAGUGCCAAGUUCCAUUUCAUUUCUGAGUAGACAUCAAUUUGUGCCUGGAGCACAUUACAAAUACCGGAUGAAAGAAAUGAGGCCGGUUAAUUAGGUGAAAUGACUGCAUGUAUUAGAAGACAGGACAUCCAUGCAUAUUUAAAAAAUAAAUGGCACCAGUAACAGACAAUUUUUUGCAAGGGGCCCCAAAUUCCUGGAAAACCCGCAUCAAGCUAUGCAAGUGCAAUUUACAUCCUCUGAAGAUAAAGUACAAGAACAUAAAAAUCACUUCAGAUACACGGUUGCAUAAAUGACUGUACUUUCCCGAGUAUGUCCAUUACCCAAGGGGUUGUUUUUCAAAUAAAAAUGAAGCUGACUAUACCCUUUUUAUAGCAUCUUAUAACGGUCGACAAUAACGUUGUCUCCCUUGUUGCUAGAGAGAUGUGACUUAAUGAAUUCCUGGACAGAUGGAACCGCCCUGCCCGUCCGUCCUUUUCCACUGCAAGGUCGGGCAUCCUGGUCUCACACCUCAUGCAGGAUGUGUUACACCGGGACAUCCAGGCCAUCUGCACCCCCUUCUGCCCCCCCCCAAAAUCCCAAGUUUCUUCUCCCGCCAUGUUGAGUACUAUACGCCUUUGAUUGGCGGCAAAUCAAGGUCCAACCUCGCGCCAGACUUGCACAGAAGAAAAGGCUGGAUGUUGCGCUUCUACCUUGGAUUAACGCGCAAAGAUAAAAGGGCGGAUCUGUGCACCGGAGGGAAUUAUGUAAGGUUGGUGUAGGUUGGUCCUCUCGUCUCUCCCAGCAACAUGCAGUCCGUGCUGGAUGCUGUGGCCGACACCACCUUCCGGACUAUCACCUCUGGUUUACAAUAUCUGGGUUCCAACGACGCCAACUACGAUGAUGCCGUCAGUGAAGUGGACUUCAAGGGCGUGUUCUCCCUGCAGAAGCCCUUGUCCUCCUUCCGCAGCAACGCCUUCCCUGACAAGAUCCCCCCUGACGAGGAGCUGAUCCUCAGGGGAUUCUACCCCACCAAUGCCACAGAGCUCCUGUCCAACCGGACCACGUUCCGGGACGAGGGCAAUAACAUCCAAUGCGGGGAGAACUUCAUGGACAUGGAGUGCUUCAUGAUUCUGACGCCCAGUCAGCAGCUGGCCGUGGCCGUCAUGUCGCUCACCCUCGGGACCUUCACAGUCCUGGAGAACCUGGUGGUGCUCUGCGUGAUCCUGCAGUCGCGCACCCUCCGCUGCAGGCCCUCCUACCACUUCAUCGGCAGCCUGGCCGUGGCCGACCUGCUGGGCAGCGUCAUCUUCGUCUACAGCUUCUUGGACUUCCACGUGUUCCACCGGAAAGACAGCCCCAACGUGUUUCUCUUCAAGCUGGGCGGAGUGACGGCGUCGUUCACCGCUUCUGUCGGCAGCCUCUUCCUCACCGCCAUCGACCGCUACAUCUCCAUCCACCGACCUUUGGCCUACAGACGUAUCGUGACCCGGACCAAGGCGGUCAUCGCCUUUUGCAUGAUGUGGACCAUCUCCAUCGUCAUCGCCGUGCUACCUCUGUUGGGCUGGAACUGUAAGCGCCUCAAGUCCGUGUGCUCCGACAUAUUCCCCCUCAUCGACGAGAACUACCUGCUCUUCUGGAUCGGGGUGACCAGCGUGCUGGUUCUUUUCAUCAUCUACGCCUACAUCUACAUCCUGUGGAAAGCCCACCACCACGCCGUGCGCAUGCUGAGCCGCACCUCCCAGAAGAGCCUGGUGGUGUACUCGGCGGACGGCACCAAGGUUCAGACCACGCGCCCCGAGCAGGCCCGCAUGGACAUACGCCUGGCCAAGACUCUGGUGCUCAUUCUGGCGGUGCUGAUCAUCUGCUGGGGUCCCGUGCUGGCCAUCAUGGUCUACGACCUCUUCUGGAGGAUGGACGACGACAUCAAGACGGUGUUUGCGUUCUGCAGCAUGCUCUGCCUGCUCAACUCCACCGUCAACCCCAUCAUCUACGCCCUGAGGAGCAAGGACCUGAGGCACGCCUUCCUCAGCUCGUGUCACGCCUGCCGGGGCAGCGGCCAGCAGCUGGACAACAGCCUCGAAUCGGACUGCCAGAACCGCAACAUCUCGGCCAACAGGGCCGCCGAGAGCUGCGUGAAGACCACUGUGAAAAUAGCCAAAGUAACAAUGUCGGUGUCCACGGAGACGUCUGCCGAAGCCGUGUAACCGGCUGCCCAGAUUCGAGGAAAGUGGGGAAACCAGAUUUGGAAAAAAUGAUCAUUUUGCGUUGUAGUAGAGCAGAUAAUCCUUUGUUUGAUGACUCGCGUGUGAAAUUUGGCAGAAAUACUCACUGCGAGGCUUACUUUAACAAAAAAAGGCGCUAGCCACCUGUUUUCUUGAUAUCUGUCCAUAUCAAUUGAUAUUUUUUUUUUUUAGGACUAUUUCAAGGUUCAAAGAAUUACUGGGCGAAAAUGAUGACUGCAGUGGUUCCGUUUCCACUUCCGUGCAAAUGGGAGUUUAAAUUUUUUUCUUAAAUUGUGAGUAUAUUCAUACCAAAUUUCAUUCAUUUCUUUAUCAUCAACUGAAUGAUUCUGGCCUGAAAAAUAAUAAAUCUAGCAUUGUUAGUGUGUGAGCACAAUGUGUGCCCAAGUGCCAAAAUGCUUUUACAAGGUCAGACUGGAAAGAAUUCUUCAGUUCAUGAUAGUCCAAUUAGUGAAUGCAUUUUAUAUUUUUGUACUGUGACUUCAGGUUUUGAAAACAAUGUAUUGUCACGUUGGGAACAAGGGGCUACUGACAUUUUGAAUUCCACACGGCUUACUGUGUGCCAUCUGCACCAUGAAUACGAGAAAUAGUCGCUUUCUUUUCCUCUCUCUCUCUCUCUCUCUGGCCUUGAGUUUCUCACGGGCGUUUAUGUACAUACAUUCUCAUAAUUAAAACAGGUCACUUUUUAUACUUCUUCUGACAACACUCAAUGAGUGGCAAGUGUGCAAGGGAGUGUGUGAAAUGAAUGGUGAGGUGUGCAAUGUGGGGGGGGGGGAAGCGCUUCUAACUCGAGAAAAUAAAAAUAAAUGCAGCUUUUUUUUCAAUAUGUGGUAAGAACUAUUUUUUUUAAUGAAUGGUGGUGAGCACCGUUGUAUCUAUUUGUUUAUUUGCUCGCCGUUGGAGAUUGUAGAGUGUUACAAUCAGCAAGUGCACAGUGUUAUAAUGCAAGAAUAGUGUCGCAAUUAGGGUUGGGCAUUUUUACAAGAAUGUUUUUUAAAUAUACAGUUUGUUUGGAUCCAAUCUUUGAAUGUUCUGAACUCCUAUGCCCAUACCAGACUCAUAUAGAGCUGGAAAAAAAGGGGACAUGACAAUCAAUCAAUUGAUUAUCUAAUGCCCAUCCCUAAUUCAAAUCCUAACGCUCAGCUAUUUGUGUGGGCAAAUAUUUUGAACAAUAAAAAUGAGCGAGGGCGCAGUGUGCUGGUCACAACUGCGCGAGCUGCUUUCAUCUCAUGUCUGCUUUUACUAGAUUGUAUGUGUGUAAUAUUUUGUGACUUGGUGAUAUAGUUCCAACCCAAAGCCUUUAAAGAAAUCAUUCCAGUGAGUUGUAUCCAGUGCUACUGUUGCAGCAGGUCAUUUUUGUUGGUUUGUUGCGUAAAAGCCAUCCAUACUCUGGGCUCUAGUGAAGUAAUCUUAGCGUAAUGGAAUUAUUGUCUGCUGUUCAUUUUAUGUGUAGAAAUAAAAUGGAUGAGGGGUGUUGCCAGUUACAAAAGAAUGACAGAAUUUCCCCAAAUAAGUAAUGUAGUGCUUUUUAUUCUAGGAAAUUGACAGCACAAUUGUUUUUCUAUUGAUGUGACGCAAUCCAUAACAGCUCUGUACCAGUAAAUGCUUUUGCUGCUUCUUGUAUUCUUGAAUAGUGAAGACUAAAAAAAAAAAAAGGUCAACUGUCAAGUGACUUUCUGUACAGUGGUGGGAACGUGAAGACUCCUCAAAACUACAAAAAAAAAAGUCACAAUCGCUCAAGUGUUUUUAAUAUUCCUGUUUCAAUAAAGUCACAACUAAUUGUCA